Ziziphus jujuba (common jujube) is the source of this 2198-nucleotide messenger RNA. RefSeq lists its product as uncharacterized. Lineage: Eukaryota; Viridiplantae; Streptophyta; Magnoliopsida; Rosales; Rhamnaceae. The transcript is spliced from 3 exons. The record is from RefSeq and is a predicted model, not a curated record. The coding region runs from base 1490 to 2107 and encodes 205 amino acids.
UUUGGUGUUUGAAUUAAAAUAUUAUUUAUUUAUUUUUUGCUGUAAUUGGGUUUCCCUUUUUUUUUUUUUACGUAAAUUAUCUUUUAAAUGACCGCAGUUUUUAACUUCCAAAAAGUAGUUUGCGUUUUAAAAGUAAAAUAGUUUGCUUAAAAGUAAGGCUUUGUUUGGCUUCUGCCUUUACUUUUUUAAAAGUGUUUUUUUAAGAAAAUGUUUUUUCAUUAGUUUUGAUUAUAAAUGCUUUUGAAAUCCUUAAAUAGUUUUUAAAAAUUAUUUAAAUACUCACAGAAACAGCUUUUUUAAUCUUAUAAAUUAUUUAAAGCUUAUCAAAAACUAUACCAAAUACAACAUAAAAAGUAAUUUGUCAUAACAAAAUUUUGAAGGAUUCAGUUGAAUUGCACUUGCAUACACCAAAAAACAGAGUCUCACAAGCCAUUUAAUAAUGAGACACUCUUUAUAGGUUUUAUUUUAACAUUGCAAAAUAUUAGAGUAUUGAAUUUAUAUGCCAGUGAUAGUUUUCAAAUUCUCUUGUAUUGUAUAUUUUUGUUGUCCUGUCAUAUUCCGAUGUCGCUUUCAGGAUGAGUGACGUCACAGGUCGUUAUGGGCUUUCUGUUGCUUGUCCCUUACGAUUGUUUAUUUUUGUGGUUGAAUGGGUGUCAAAUCAUGCCACAGUUAGUAAUUUGUUUGCAAGUCCAAGAAAAAUCAACAGGUGAUGAGCCACUGUGAUUGGUCCCUGAUUAGGCAUAUUCAGGCCCCUUCAUAAUUUAAAUAAUAUUAUAAAUAUUUCAUUAGAUUUUCUUUUUCUUUUAAAGUAUCUUCUUUUUUUUUUUUGAUACAGGAGACCUCCAAAAAGGAGGAUUACGGAACAAGGCCACUGCUAAGCCAUAUCAGUGGCCACAAUAUCAAGUAACUCCCUUGGAAGGGAACCAAGACAACAAGAAUUCAAAUCAAACAUAACAUUAUCAUACAAAGCUACCUUAGCAGUAUAAUCAGCAAGGGAAUUGGAAUCUCUAGGACUCCAGGACAUCUUCCAGUCAAAUCUUGCAAACAAAGGUUUAAGUUGAAGGAAAUAGUAUCUGGUGUCCCAGGCAGACGGAUCUUCAAGGUUUGAAAUUCCAUUAGCCACCAUGACAGAGUCAGUGGACCAUAGCAAUCUCUCCCACGGGGAAUUUGGCCCAAUACCCCCAUAGGACCGAGCUUCAUGAAUUUUGCCCCUUCAAUUCAUUUCUUUUUUGAUCUACCCCUUAAUAUCCCUUAUAACGUUCGAACAAAAAACAAUUACUUACAUAUCCUCUUAUUUUUAAAACCAAACAAAAAUUAACUUUUCCUUUUCUAAACGUCUUUACACUUUCAUACAAAUACAAAAAUACAAAAAAAGCAAACAAACGGCUUUACACGAACACACAAAUACAAACAACCAAACCGAAGCUGUCGUGGAAAAGCCAAACAUUAGGAUCUCAUCUCAGCACAGGGAAUAAGGUUGUACUUUAUAAUGGCACCAAAGAGGAACUUACGACGUCAACCGAAGAAGGGAGUUAAGAAGGUGGAAAGUAAGAGACGCGGUGGUAGCACAGUAGCAGCACCCGACUCUAAGCGUCAACGUACUACUAGGCAGAAAUCCAAAUCUGAGACGGAAAGCACCAAACUUCGAGGGCACGUUCCACUUUCCUUUCCCCCAUCUGAUAUGCCCAUCGAUGCUCCAAAGGAACGGAUGUUGCAGGAUGCCGAUAUAAAUAAAGUUAGGGCACAUUCAUUCGGGAAUCCAAUAGGGGCGAACAAAGUAAUUACAAGUGUCCUCACAAGUGAGCAGCUCGAAAAGUAUAGACAAACAUGUUUUGGACACUUACUUGACAUGAAGAACCUCUGGUUCUCUGGUCAGUUAGUGCAUCACCUGCUUUGCAGACAAGUUGUGUCCAACAAUCCAGAAGUACUGGAGUUUAACUUCGGCGGAUCUGCAGUGCGGUUUACGAAGUGGGAAUUCGCACUCAUUAGUGGGUUAAAGUUUUGUAGGUACCCUUCGAUGUAUGAUAUGCAAAUUUCCAAAGGAAAUGAGCUGCGCACGAGGUUGCUAGAUGACAGGAGUGACUUGAAACCGCCCGAACUGGAAUGACUAUUCAAGGAUACACUUUUUGUGGAUGAUUGGGAUGCUGUUAGAAUUGCGUUACUAUAUUUCUUAGUUCAUGGUGUACUCGGAAUGGAUC